AUGGAGGGUGUGGCUGCCUUCUCUUUGGCAUGUAAUGUUAUACAAAUUGCCGAACUCUCUCGAAAGAUCAUCGCAACCGCAAAGGAGAUCCAAACUUCUCGCAGCGGCUUACCGAAAGACCACGAAGAUCUACGUACAGCCGUGGAGAUCCUACGUCGAGAUGUUGCGGACCUGCAGCAAAAUCACAACGGCGAUAUUAUCCAGAGUCUCGCUGUUCAAAGCGAGGUCGCUAUAAACGAGCACAUAGCUCUCUUGGAUUCGCUUCGACUGAAGGGUCCCCGUACCUUCCUUCAUGCCUCGGCUGCAGCAUUCAAAGCACGGCGCAAGCAGCGCCAGCUGUACGAGUCUCAGGCGAAGGUUGACCGACUAUCAGAAGAGCUCAAGGCGCACAUUAUCAUGACCCACAUCCCGAACAUAGAUCGCAAUGUGGACCACCUUGGCGAUAAGAUAGCGUCACACAAUUUCUCCAUCGACCAUGACAUGAAGAUCAUCGAGCAGCACCUGAGUAGGGUUCGCAAAGUAACUGAAAACAACUCGAACACCGCGAACACUACAGCAGAGCUCGUGGUAGAGUUACAGCGAUGGCUCAAAGAUCAACAAGAUUCCCAGGCGAAUAGGCAAUGUCUACACGCACUCUAUUCCUCAGAACUCAGGAGUAGAGCCGAUCAAGUAAAGCGAGCGCAUAAAGACACGUUUAGUUGGAUCUUCGAUGGGGCUGGAGACCUGUUUGGAUCUGUUCACAAAAACAAGUUCAAGAACUGGUUACGGCUGGACGAUGCUAACAGAAACGUGUUCUGGGUGUACGGAAAACCUGGUGCGGGGAAAAGUACUUUGAUUAAGGACGUCUUGUGGAACGGCUGCCAGAAUCUUUUCAACUUGGCGCCUAGCUUCAACAUAUUUAUGUUGUUCAUCAUCGAUGGCCUCGACGAAUUUGACGACCGUGCAGAGAUACGUAAAAAUUCGGCGCCAGAUGUACAAGACUUACUACGUCUGCUUCGCGCUAUGCAGGCAAGUCCUUCAGCAAAGCUUUGCGUGGCUAGUCGACCCCUAAAUGAGUUUGAGAUACAUUUGGGAAAGGAUAGAGACUUCUGCAUACCCAUACACGACUUGACCUCAGAGGACAUCAAAACAUAUACCGAAGACACGCUGAGCGAACACCCUGCGUUUGCGCAACUCGUAUCACAGGAUUCUGGCUAUGCAACUCUCAUUGCCAAUAUCACCUCCGCUGCGGAAGGAGUCUUCCUUUGGUGCUUUGCGAGCGAUGCGUUCCAUGGAUCCCAGCACGAGAUCGAGAUGUCAAAGCUGAGCCACGAACGUGUCAGACUAGCACACAGAUCUAUGGCAGAACUCCUUGACAGAAAUGAUAUGAGACACCAGAUCAUGACCGAAGCCGGUAUGGCAUUCGAAAUGCCUGAGCUUUGUGCCCAAGCAUCGAUCGCCGCUCUCAAGGCAGAGGCAUCUAUCGCAUGGACGCUUGGUUCGAUUCAAGAUAUCGGCAUUCACUUCGGGAAGCAAGGUCCAAUGGAUGUGAAACACAAGCUCUGCACUUUACUGCAAUAUUUAGUGCCAAUUGUGGAACAGACAGAGGAAGAGCAGAUGAAAGCACACUGGUCCAAACUUGACGAUUUCCUUAAUUUGCCACUCACACAGGAGAUGAAUCUCAAGGCUAUCAUCAUGGGAUUUGUCUCUAAAGAGUUUAAUCCCGACAUUUUCGCCGUGGCCAUCGCCUAUUCCGCAUCCAAGUAUGUGAAGCACCAGAUGGUGUAA
Alternaria novae-zelandiae is the source of this 1767-nucleotide messenger RNA. RefSeq lists its product as uncharacterized. The coding region runs from base 1 to 1767 and encodes 588 amino acids. Lineage: Eukaryota; Fungi; Ascomycota; Dothideomycetes; Pleosporales; Pleosporaceae. The transcript has 4 exons. The record is from RefSeq and is a predicted model, not a curated record.